This is a messenger RNA of Symbiodinium natans, 663 nucleotides long. NCBI's taxonomy places the organism in Eukaryota, Dinophyceae, Suessiales, Symbiodiniaceae. The record is from the annotation of a GenBank genome assembly.
AUGUCUGUGUUCUAUUAUCAGCUGCCAACUUUUGCCUUAAUUCUGCCAAUGCGAUUCAGUACGGCUUUGUUGGUAGACGUUGCUUUCGACAUCGGUGCUUCGGCGAUCUCCGAGUACAAGGCGUUGUGGGAUAGCUUCGUCGACGAGCGCAACCUCGUGGCGUCAGACACUGCGAAUCGGGCGUGGCACACGGCGCAGGCGUGGGUGAUGGCGGAGGCCGAGCUCGCCAUCAUCAACUCCACGAUCGUCACCAUCGUCGUGGCAGCAGUGAGGACUCGCAAAGACCUGACCGAGACCCAGAAAGCAGCACUCGAUGAGGUCAUGAAAGAUGAAGCCGAGGUCGGGAAAGAAGUCCUCAUUUCAUAUCGGGACAGCCCACCAGAGAUGAAGCGCAAGAGUCUCAUUGACUUCACCAGAUUUGAGAGGGUCUUUGGGCGCCGCAACAGCGGGGAGGUUCCCAUGACGGAGUGCGCCUUCUCGAAGCACUGUGAGAACACAUUGGGGCUCACGGACGAAGAGAUGACUGAGUGGUGGAAGGAGCCGCAGGAUGAUAUCAGCAAUCGAUCGGAGAAAGAGAACUUCGUGGAGAACAGACUCGUCGAGGGCAGCGGCGACAUCAAGGCUCCGAACAGCAGCCCAUUAAAGCCGACUAAGCGCUUUUAA